Drosophila obscura is the source of this 1759-nucleotide messenger RNA. Its product is annotated as box C/D snoRNA protein 1. Gene Ontology annotation, biological process: box C/D snoRNP assembly; maturation of LSU-rRNA from tricistronic rRNA transcript (SSU-rRNA, 5.8S rRNA, LSU-rRNA); snoRNA localization. The coding region runs from base 229 to 1266 and encodes 345 amino acids. Gene Ontology annotation, cellular component: nucleus; pre-snoRNP complex. Lineage: Eukaryota; Metazoa; Arthropoda; Insecta; Diptera; Drosophilidae. The transcript has 3 exons. The record is from RefSeq and is a predicted model, not a curated record.
AGGCCUAUCCACUCACCAGUUUCGAAUUUCAAUAUGUUUGUUUGAUUUCAAUAGACACCAACGCGCUGGAACCGAACAAGAUUAACAUAUUGCGCGCAGUUUAUAAACAAGCAAACAGCAACGCGACGUAAUGAUACUCACACUUGAGCACCAACAGCUGUUCGCAAAGAAAAACAAGAUGGAGAGGAACACCACGUGCGCGCUAUUCUUCAAACAUACGCCCAUGAAAUGUCGGAAAAGGCAGACACUUCGGUUAGGAGCCUGCGUCUGGGCGUUUGCGAGGUUUGUGGCGGAAAGGAAGCCCACUAUGCCUGCCCCAAAUGCGAGGUGAAGACUUGCAGCGUGGCCUGCGUCCAGAUACACAAGAGGGAGCUUGUCUGUGAUGGCGUGCGGGAUCGCACCAAGUUCGUGCCGCUUAGCGAGAUGACGGCCCGGGAACUGAUGAGCGAUUACUGCUUCUUGGAGCAGUGCACACGGUACGCGGACGACCGCAAGUGCGACCAGGCGAAGCGCUACACCCAGCAGCAGCGAUAUCUGCCAGUGCCGCAGCAUCGCAUGCGCGCGGCGGCCCAGAAGCGGAACAUUCAGCUCUCCCUGCUGCUGCCGCACUUCAGUCGGCACAAGGAGAACACCACCUUUCUGGACUGGAAGCAAAAUCGCUUCUAUUGGCGCAUCGAUUGGCUGUUUGUGAAUGCUGCCGAGGAAGAGGAGGAAGAUGACCAGAUCAAGUCUGCCCGUUUUGUGGAUGCUCGCUGUGAUGAGGAGCUGACUUUGUCCGCUCUGCUUGUUAAGUAUGUGGACCUGCAGCAGGAGACGGCCCGCGAGAAUCGCAAACUCCUCGUCCGCCAUCAGACGGUGGGCAUUGGUGGCCUGAGCUUUUGGCUGCAGGCCGAGGGCGUCCGGCGCAGCGCCAUUCGUUGCUAUCACCUGGAGGCAAACCAAACGCUUCGCGAGAAUCUCUCUGGCAAGACGAUUGUGGAGUUCCCCACCAUCUUUGUCACCUAUACGCGGGAUCCUCCGGCCGGCUACGAGACAAUAGACAGUGAUAAGGAAUCGGAUGAUGAUCACACAGGAACCGCAUCUGAUCCCGAAUCGGAAGAGGAGCGAACGUCUGCGAACACACCGAAAAAGGCAAAGAUACUGCAAGAUUUUGAUGGGAUCCACGAUGUCUACCAUGCAUUGGCUGCUGCCUAUUCCGACGAGGACGGCAGUGACACAGAUGACUGUAAAGUCGAAGGAAUGUUUCGUGAAGACAUUGAGCUGUAGAUCAAGGAACAGGGACAAAAGAGAAAAGCCGAAGCGAAAGCGACAGAGUCUGAGAUGCUUUGGUAGUCUCUGACCGACUAGCUUGUGGCGAAGCCGAUGGGAAGGAGACUGUAGGGAAGAUCAAGAGCCUGAUCCCAAAAAUCAUCUCUGUUGAACGAGAAGGAUCCUGUGUACCAUAAUCUAGUACCUGAAUACUAGCGAAGAAGAAGCGUUAAAAGCAGCAAAAGCAUAUAUAAAACAGAUGCCUUAUGUCCUACUUCUGGCCAUUAUGGCAAUGGAAUCAGCUACCCAAUAUACAUACAUGAUAGAUAAAGCAGAUGCCUUAUGUCCUACCUCUGGCCAUUAUGGCAGUGAAAACGGCUUCCAAUACACGACAUUGGAAAAUAAACUAAACAUCGUGAAUAAAACACGAGUCUUGUGUCUUACCACUACCUCUGGCCAGUAUAUGGCCAUGGAAUCAGCUAGCAAUACAUACAUACCCAUCUUCCAUAUG